Messenger RNA from Rattus norvegicus (Norway rat), 1933 nucleotides. It is a transcript of the gene Rpl15, whose product is annotated as ribosomal protein L15. The transcript has 4 exons. NCBI's taxonomy places the organism in Eukaryota, Metazoa, Chordata, Mammalia, Rodentia, Muridae. Gene Ontology annotation, biological process: cytoplasmic translation; translation. Gene Ontology annotation, molecular function: structural constituent of ribosome. Gene Ontology annotation, cellular component: cytosolic large ribosomal subunit; cytoplasm; cytosolic ribosome. Bases 80 to 694 code for a protein of 204 amino acids. The record is from RefSeq and is marked validated.
GUGGGGGAGGAGCCACAAAAGGGAUUGUGGGAGAAAGGCUUCUUCCUUUCCUCUAGUGGCAGCCAUCAGGUGAGCCAAGAUGGGUGCAUACAAAUACAUCCAGGAGCUGUGGAGGAAGAAGCAGUCCGACGUGAUGCGCUUCCUUCUAAGGGUCCGCUGCUGGCAGUACCGCCAGCUCUCUGCGCUGCACAGGGCUCCCCGCCCCACCCGGCCUGAUAAGGCGCGAAGGCUGGGAUACAAGGCUAAGCAAGGUUAUGUCAUUUACAGGAUCCGUGUCCGCCGCGGUGGUCGCAAGCGCCCAGUUCCUAAGGGUGCAACCUACGGCAAGCCUGUCCACCACGGUGUUAACCAGCUGAAGUUUGCCCGAAGCCUUCAGUCUGUUGCUGAGGAGAGAGCUGGGCGCCAUUGUGGAGCUUUGAGAGUCCUGAAUUCCUACUGGGUUGGUGAAGAUUCCACAUAUAAAUUUUUUGAGGUUAUCCUCAUUGAUCCAUUCCAUAAAGCUAUCAGAAGAAAUCCCGACACCCAAUGGAUUACCAAACCAGUCCACAAGCACAGGGAGAUGCGUGGGCUGACAUCUGCUGGCCGCAAGAGCCGUGGCCUUGGAAAGGGCCACAAGUUCCACCACACCAUUGGUGGGUCUCGCCGUGCAGCCUGGAGAAGGCGCAACACUCUUCAGCUCCACCGUUACCGCUAAUUGACGUAAUAUUUGUAAAAUUCAUAUCCAAUAAACAACUUAGGACAGUCCUCUCUGCUCACAGGUGUUAUUUGUCUGUUAGAACUAGCCUGCGGGUCGUGAGUGCUCUGUGGGGGAUGGGAGCUAAAGUGCAGUAGUAGGAAACGGCGAGUGGCGGCGCGUCUUGUUUCUGAUGUACUCUGUUUGCAAUUUUUGCUUAGGGGAUUAAGUGUAUAGUGUUUGUGCCAAGUGGUAUCCUGUGUGUAAGACUUAAAGUCCUGAAACUAGCCUAGAUGCAUGAGAGAGAACCUACAGCUUUACAGUGGGGUCUCUGUUCACUGAAGUGGCUGGCUGCUUGGAAGCUGGAUGAGUACAGACAGGGAGUUGGAUUUUGCUUAGAAAUAUGUAGGAAGAGAGGGCUUCAAACCUGUUUUGUGACUAUUCAUAGAAGAGAGAUCAACUAUAGCUCACAUUUUGAGAAUUGAAUCCGUGUUCCAUUUUCAGAACACUGGGUAAAUUUGUUGGAAGAGGUUUCACUUCUGUUGGAUCUAGAGCAUAGGUUUGACAUGUGUGGAUUUUGAAGCUAGUGAAGAUUGAACAGUGGAUAGGGAAGGGCAGAUUAUUUCCAUUAGGAUUUAUAAGCUAGUAACCAUGUGGUUGCAAGUUCCUGUCAACCAAGCAAACACAGUAAGUGGUGUCAGGCUUACAAACAUUAAGCUUUAGUAGCAGCUGGUGUGUGAAGAGGCAGGUGGAUCUCCAAUUCCAGGACUGCCUACAGUAUAGAGAAAAUGUCUCUAUUCCCGUCCAUAAUAGAGCAAAACCAAAAAUUGGGGGCUUCCAAUCAAUUCGUCUUGGGUAAGGAACGUCCAUUGGUAGUUUGAUUUCAUUGUUUACAGUCUGCCCGUGGGUAGAUGCUCAGGUUGCUGUCUCCUGGCAUUGCCUGGACAUUCUACACUCAUAAAGGCCACACAUGCCACUAUGUUUUAUUUCUAUUUGUGCCAUGCCUUGUAGUUUCCCAAAGUGAUUUGAGUGGAAAAAGCAGAAAUCGUCCCUAUUACAUCUGGGUUUGCUCUUUUGGACAGCAGCUAGCUUGGUAUCCAAGUCUAAGUGAUGCUUUUAUUAAACCGAUUUUUCCUUGGAGAUUUUUAAAGGAAGAUUUGAUUUCCAGAAAAUACUUGAGACCUAAAAUUCUCAGCAAAACAAGUCACUGUGUGUAGAGGUUGUUCAACUAGAAUAAUAAAUGUCUGUUAAACAAGUGGA